AUGUUGUCUAGUGGAAGAAGUGCGUUUCUGUGCCUGGGAAUGGUCUUGAGCUUUUGGAGCUCCGCGAGUUGGAUGCCUGUUGGAGGAUGCCCGCAUAAAUGUACGUGUAUUGCUUCCAACGUGGAUUGUCAUGGACUAGGACUCAAAACUGUACCGAGGGAUAUUCCCAGGAAUGCGGAGAGACUUGAUCUAGAAAAAAAUAAUAUCACAAGAAUCACGAAGACAGACUUCACGGGACUGAAGAAUCUCCGUGUCUUACACUUGGAAGAAAAUCAGAUUAGUGUGAUAGAACGUGGAGCAUUUCAGGAUCUAAAACAACUUGAACGGCUGCGUCUGAACAAGAAUAAAUUGCAAGUUCUUCCAGAGCUGCUUUUUCAGAACACACAGAAGUUAACUAGAUUAGACCUGAGUGAAAACCAGAUAAAAGGAAUCCCUAGAAAGGCCUUUCGAGGAAUCAUUGAUGUGAAGAACUUGCAACUGGACAACAACCAGAUCAGCUGCAUCGAAGAUGGAGCCUUCCGAGCCCUGCGCGACCUGGAGAUCCUUACUCUCAACAAUAACAACAUCACCCGCAUUCCUGUUACCAGUUUCAAUCACAUGCCAAAGAUCAGGACUCUGCGGCUUCACUCCAACUUCCUGCACUGCGACUGCCACCUGGCCUGGCUGUCUGACUGGCUGCGGCAGAGGCGCACCAUCGGGCAGUUCACCUUCUGCUUGGCACCUGUCAGCCUGCGGGGUUUUCUUGUGGCGGAGGUGCAGAAGAAGGACUUCGUCUGCUCUGGUUCCCAGUCUGAACCUCCGUCGUGCAGUGCCAGUUCCAUCACUUGCCCAUCUGCCUGCACCUGCAGCAACAAUGUAGUGGAUUGUCGAGGAAGGGGCUUAACAGAAAUUCCGGCUAACCUACCAGAGGACAUUUGGGAAAUACGUUUGGAACAAAACCUCAUCAAAAUCAUUACCCCUGGAGCUUUUACCCAGUACAAGAAGCUUAAGAGAAUAGACAUCAGCAAGAAUCAAAUAACUGACAUUGCGGCUGAUGCAUUCAAAGGCUUGAAAUCUCUCAUUUCAUUAGUGCUCUAUGGAAACAAGAUCACAGAGAUUCCCCAGGGCCUUUUUGAUGAUCUUGUGUCUCUGCAGCUGCUGCUUCUCAAUGCCAAUAAGAUCAACUGCCUGAGGGUAAACACGUUCCAAGGUCUGCAUAAUCUCAAACUGCUAUCUCUUUAUGACAACAAACUGCAGACCAUCAGCAAGGGGCUCUUUGCACCUCUCCGAUCGAUCCAGACUCUACAUUUAGCUCAGAAUCCAUUUGUGUGCGACUGCCAUUUGAAGUGGCUGGCUGAUUACCUGCAGGAUAAUCCGAUAGAAACCAGCGGCGCUCGAUGCAGCAAUCCGCGUCGCCUUGCCAACAAACGAAUCAGCCAGAUCAAGAGCAAGAAGUUCCGCUGCUCAGGGUCAGAGGACUACAGAAGUAAAUUCACCGGGAAGUGUUUCAUGGACCUUGUCUGUCCUGAGAAGUGUCGCUGCGAGGGAACAAUUGUAGACUGCUCUAACCAAAAACUCACCCGAUUACCCAGCCACCUUCCUGAAUAUACUACUGAUCUGCGUUUGAAUGACAAUGAUAUUUCUGUUUUGGAAGCUAUCGGACUCUUCAAGAAAUUGCCCAACCUCAGAAAAAUAAAUCUCAGCAACAAUAAGAUCAAGGAGAUCCGAGAAGGCGCAUUUGAUGGAGCUUCAGGAGUGCAGGAACUGAUUCUGACAGAGAAUCAACUAGAAUCAGUGCAUGGCCGAAUGUUUAGAGGCCUCACAGGGCUAAAGACACUGAUGCUGAGGAGCAACUCUAUCAGCUGUAUAAACAAUGACACCUUUGCUGGACUGAGCUCAGUGAGGCUUCUUUCUCUGUAUGACAAUCACAUCAGCACUAUCACCCCUGGAGCCUUCAGCACAUUAGUCUCUUUGUCUACAAUUAAUUUGCUGGCUAACUCCUUUAAUUGUAACUGUCAUUUGGCCUGGCUGGGGAAAUGGUUGAGGAAAAAGAGAAUUGUCAGUGGAAAUCCACGCUGCUUGAAACCCUUUUUCUUAAAGGAUAUUCCAAUCCAAGAUGUAGAUGUCCAGGACUUCACCUGCGAUGGUAACGAUGAAAGCAGCUGCUUGCUUUCACCCCCUUGUCCUUCCCAGUGUACCUGUGUGGACUCAGUGGUACGUUGCAGCAACAAAGGGCUGCGGAUAUUGCCCAAAGGAAUUCCCAAAGACGUGACUGAGCUAUACCUGGAAGGAAACCAUCUGACUGCUGUGCCGAAGGGGCUCUCCGCCUUCAGACACCUGACACUGAUUGAUUUGAGCAACAACAGCAUAAGCGUACUGGCCAAUUACACCUUCAGCAACAUGACCCAGUUAUCAACACUCAUCUUGAGUUACAAUCGACUUCGGUGCAUUCCAGUCCACGCGUUCAAUGGGCUCAGGUCUCUUCGAGUGCUGACGCUCCAUGGAAACGAUAUUUCCAGUGUUCCUGAAGGUUCUUUCAAUGACCUGGUAUCCCUGUCCCAUCUGGCUCUGGGUACCAACCCUUUGCACUGCGACUGCAACCUCCGCUGGCUUUCCGAGUGGGUGAAGGCAGGGUACAAAGAGCCAGGGAUAGCCCGCUGCAGCGGACCCGACGCCAUGGUGGACAGGCUGCUCCUCACAACGCCGACUCACCACUUCCAGUGCAAAGAGCCAGUAGAUAUCAGUGUUGUGUCCAAGUGUAACCCCUGCCUCUCCAGUCCAUGUAAGAACAACGGGACGUGCAACAAUGAUCCAGUGGAGUUUUAUCAAUGCACUUGCCCUUUUGGCUUCAAGGGUCGAGACUGCAGUGUGCCCAUUAAUUCUUGCAUUCAAAAUCCCUGUCAGAAUGGAGGGACCUGCCACCUCACCGAGGCAAAUAAAGAUGGAUUCAGCUGUUCUUGUGUCCUUGGGUAUGAGGGGGAGAGGUGUGAAAUAAACCCAGAUGACUGCGAGGAUAAUGACUGUGAGAAUAACUCUACAUGUGUGGAUGGGAUCAACAACUAUGUCUGUCUCUGCCCUCCUAAUUAUACAGGUGAACUGUGUGAUGAGGUGAUUAACCACUGUGUUCCUGAUCUAAAUCCGUGCCAGCAUGAGUCCAAAUGUCUUCCCCUUGACAAAGGAACCAGAUGUGAGUGCUUGCCGGGUUACAGUGGAAAACACUGUGAAAUAGAUGAUGAUGACUGCGUGGGCCAUAAGUGUCGCCAUGGAGCUGUCUGCGUAGAUGCAGUCAAUGGCUACACCUGCGUCUGUCCUCAGGGUUUCAGUGGACUUUUCUGUGAAACUCCUCCGCCGAUGGUUCUGCUCCAGACGAGCCCGUGUGAUAACUACGAGUGCCAGAAUGGGGCCCAGUGCAUCGUCGUGCACCAUGAGCCUGUCUGCCGCUGCCUCGCUGGCUUUGCUGGGCAGAAGUGCGAGAAGCUCAUCACAGUCAACUUUGUUGGGAAGGAUUCCUAUGUGGAGCUGCCAUCAGCCAAAAUUCGCCCUCAAGCAAACAUCUCUCUCCAGGUAGCAACGGACAAGGACAAUGGCAUCUUAUUAUACAAAGGAGACAAUGAUCCUUUGGCUCUGGAGUUGUACCAAGGACACGUGAGGCUCAUCUACGACACGCUGAAUUCUCCACCUACCACAGUAUACAGUGUGGAAACAGUAAAUGAUGGGCAGUUUCAUAGUGUGGAGCUCGUGAUGCUGAAUCAAACGCUGAACCUGGUGGUGGACAAGGGGACUCCCAAGAGUCUAGGAAAACUCCAGAAACAGUCUUCUGUCAGCCUCAACACGCCCCUCUACAUUGGAGGGAUCCCGACCUCUACUGGAUUAUCUUCACUGCGCCAGGGUGCAGAUAAGACACCAAAUGGUUUUCAUGGAUGCAUUCACGAUGUCCGCAUCAAUAACGAGCUGCAGGAUUUCAAGGAUUUACCCCAGCAGUCACUAGGAGUCCUUCCUGGCUGCAAAUCCUGUAACAUCUGCAAGCACGGUAUUUGCCGGUCCCUAGAGAAAACAAGCGUGAUCUGUGAAUGUCACCCAGGCUGGACGGGCCCCCUGUGUGACCAGGAAAUUGGAGACCCAUGUCUUAACCACAAGUGUCUGCAUGGCAAGUGCAUGGUGGCCAACGUUGCUUACACCUGUAAGUGCAUGGAGGGCUACACAGGCAUGUACUGCGACAAGAAGAACAAUUCCUCAAAUCCCUGCAGGCUUUUGAAGUGCAACUACGGGCAGUGUAAAAUUUCCGAGCACGGGGAACCCUACUGCGAAUGCGACCCUAACUAUAGCGGAGAACAUUGCGACAGAGAGAAUCUCUGCCAAGGAGAGAUAAUUCGAGAAGUAGUCCGUAAGCAGCAGGGCUACACGUCGUGUGCCACUGCCUCCAAAGUACCGCGCCUGGAAUGCCGCGGCAGCUGCGGCAGCGGGCAGUGCUGCGUUCCGCUCCGGAGCAAAAGGCGGAAAUACUUCUUCCAGUGCGUGGACGGCUCCACCUUCACGGAAGAACUGGAGAGACAUGUGGAAUGCGGCUGCUCAAAGUGCUUAUAAGCCAUUCUCCAGUCCCUUGCCACUUUAACCGACUCAGAAGCGCUAUCAAAAUGGGACCUAUUUACUUUCAGAGUGAAGAAGAAGAAAAGAAUUAUUAAGUAUAUUGUAAAAUAAACAAAAAAUAGAACUUAUUUUUAUUAUGGAAAGUGACUAUUUUCAUCUUUUAUUAUAUAAAGUAUCGCACCACUUUGGGUAUAUGUAUCAUAUAGUGAGUUAUUUUUACCAUGAAACUUUUUUAACAGUUGUAAGAAAAA
Molecule: messenger RNA, 4817 nt
Organism: Nipponia nippon (crested ibis)
Lineage: Eukaryota; Metazoa; Chordata; Aves; Pelecaniformes; Threskiornithidae
Source: RefSeq, a predicted model, not a curated record